UUCUCCCUUAUAGACUGAUGAAGUGUCAAAUAACCUUGAUCUUGAUCUCACUGCUCGUUAUUUGAUGAAUUGAUAUUCACUUGUUUGUAUUUUCAUAGCCAUUUAUUUCAACAACGGGAAAGUAAAUAGUGAAAAAUAAUUGUGAAGGUUCCACAUUAAAGACAUCUAAACAUUACGCAACUUGAAACAAUGGAGAUUGACGAAAGACUCAAAAAAUAUCCCCACUGCCCCUUGUCCAUCUCGACCUUCACCACCUUUUCCGAUGAGGGCAACAUGCACUUCCGUGCCGGACAUUUCAGAAAAGCUUUGUACUGUUUCGAUAGAGCAUUAGAACUGCAGCCGGACAACAAAGGUGCACGUGUAUCACGGAGUCAAUGUCAUUUAAAACUUGGUGACGCUGUGGCAGCCUUGGCCGACGCAGAGGCGUCGUUCGUCGAGGGGGAAAAGAGCAAUAUUAUGGGUCUCUACCAAUAUGGCGAAGCCCUCUUUAACCUGGGACAGUUUGAACAGGCUUUGAUGGCUUAUCAUCGAGGUUACCGGAGUCGAAAGGACAAGGAGGAAUUUCGCGUAGGAGUUAAUAAAGCGAAAGACGCUAUUGUUACUGCAAUCGGAGAUCAACAAGCAACACAAAUUGAAGAUUUGGACACGGUUCUUCCUCAAAUAGAUGAGAUUAAUGCGGCCAACCGAGGUCCCGAACAUUGUUGCGUCCUUUCCUCGCUGAACGAGAUGAAGCAGUCACAGCAGAAAAGCCGAAAAGCAAAUGCUCUAACGUUUGCCAGGUCACGAUGGGUUGACCGAGAAAUUCUUGGUGUUCUUCAACAGGACAAAGAUUAUCUUACAAAGUUUUUGAAGCGGCCAGAUAUUCAUGGCGAUGCUCAAAGUAGCUCUGAAGGCUUGCGAGGUAAAGCAAACGAAGCUCUUAAUUACUUAGAAAUCAGACAAAAAUUUUGGCGACAGCAGAAUCCAAUGUAUGCGCGCAAGAUUGGACUGACAUUCAACAAUGAUAUGGUCCGUCAAUAUGAACAACAAGAGAGAGAGAAAAUGGAAGCAUCUCGGAAGAUUAAAAUGGACGCGGCUCAGGGAGCGGUUGUGAAGAACAUUUCGCAAAUCGAGCACGCACUUAAAAUUGGAAGGGCUCAUGAUUGUCAACUCGAAUGUGAAAGAGCUUUGCGCCAAAUUAAAGAAAUCAGUCAACGACUUCUCCCACGAAAACCUGAAUUUCUCACGGAAAUUCUCCACUUUAAAGGCUUGGCGUUAAUGAAGCUGAAAAGUUACGACAAUGCUGCAACAGCGUUUCAAGAAGAAUUCAAAGUAGCUGCGGACAACAAAAUGCCUGAAACAAAAUCUCGAGCCCUGGACUACUUGGGACGCAGUUAUGCACUGAAAGGGUCAUUUGCAGAAGGUGCAGAAAUUUGGGAUUCCCGCCUUGCUAUUUCGAAAACCCCGAUUGAGAGAGCUUACUUAUUUCACGAGAUUGGUCGUUGUUAUUACGAAACGAACAAGUUUGACUUGGCCAAGAUAUACGGAAAUCAAUGUUUGGACGAAGCAUCCAAAAUCAACGACAAUAUUUGGAAAAUGAAUGCAGAGAUUUUACUGGCACAGUGUGAAGUUAAAAGUAAAACAUUUGAUAAAGCUAAUCAACAUUUUGAAAAAGCAGAGGAAUACGCUUUGAACUGCAACAAUAAGGCCAAUGUUGGAAUGCUGAGGGAGGCGGAACAAUGCAUUAAAAUUUAUAUGGAACGAGCCGAUGCUGGAACCACACAUUCGCACGAAGACGACGAGAAAGAUGCCUCCGAUGAUGACAAAGACUUGGUCGAGUAACUAACUAACAAGCAAUAUUAAAUGUGAGAUUUAAAAUUAAAUAUGCAAGAUAAACAUUUGUACUGUCGGAUAAUUUACCCCAAGAAUAAAAACAAGAUCCAAGAUACAUAUAA
Molecule: messenger RNA, 1934 nt
Organism: Folsomia candida
Lineage: Eukaryota; Metazoa; Arthropoda; Collembola; Entomobryomorpha; Isotomidae
Product: tetratricopeptide repeat protein 25
Exons: 14
Coding region: 190-1821 (543 amino acids)
Molecular function (GO): protein binding
Source: RefSeq, a predicted model, not a curated record